Myxocyprinus asiaticus (Chinese sucker) is the source of this 8716-nucleotide messenger RNA. Its product is annotated as disco-interacting protein 2 homolog B-A-like. The coding region runs from base 236 to 5182 and encodes 1648 amino acids. Lineage: Eukaryota; Metazoa; Chordata; Actinopteri; Cypriniformes; Catostomidae. The transcript has 42 exons. The record is from RefSeq and is a predicted model, not a curated record.
CACGCCAGAGGGAGCAAAACUGCCACGGUUUCAGACCACAGAUUCAGACUCCUCAUCCCGAGCUGUGGUCAUGUGACACUUCCCAUCGGUCGGGAUUUGUCUCUCGGCAUGGCGGAGAUGAAGGUGCUCUGUCUGCUGUCUCAUAACAUUUGUUUUUCACUGUGAGGAGUAGUCGGUGGCUUUUUGUUGUCGUUUAACAGUACUGCACCGUUCUUUCCUCCGGUUUCGGGCCGUAAUGGCGGAGCACGGUGUGGAUGUGUCCGCUCUACCCCAAGAGGUCCGGGAGCAGCUCGCUGAGCUGGACCUUGAGCUGUCGGAGGGUGACAUCACACAAAAAGGAUACGAGAAGAAGAGGGCCAAAGUUUUAGCACCCUACCUGGUACAAACACAAACUUUGGCUCCACCUCCGGCCUAUGAUGCACAGUCUCCUGGUCCGAGCUCUGCCCCUGCACCCGAACCUGGCCCCUCAAACUCCUCCUCCUCCUCUUCCUGCCACCGGCGCACACGCCGGUCACACAGGAGCGGCGGGACGAGAGAUGAACGCUACAGAUCAGAUAUCCAUACUGAGGCCGUUCAGGCAGCACUGGCAAAGCAUAAAGAGGAAAAGAUGGCGCUACCCAUGCCAACCAAACGGCGCUCCACAUAUGUACAGUCACCAAUUGACAAUUGUACCCCGCCAGACUCUUCCUCUUCCUCAGAUGAUGAGGCAGUGUCCAGUGAAAGUGCAGGGCCUCAGCAGUCUUCCGACACCUGGAUCAACAGCUCCCUGCAUGGCUCCUCCACCUCCUCCUCUGCCUCCUCCACUCUCUCUCAUGGGGAGUCUCGGCCCACACAGGCCCCUCAGCCUCAGCCUCAAUCCCAGCAGGCCCCGCCUCCACCCGCACCAUCUGCCCAGCCGCCCCACUCCCACUCCCAACCCUCCGCCCUGGCUGAGGCCUUCGCCCAGACACGCAUAGAUCCUGGAGGAGGAGUCGGGCCCCCUGAUGUGCCAUCUCAAGCUCAGGCAAGAGGCUCUCGUGUGGAUCUGCCUGCCAAUGCCGUGGUGCGAGGGAUGAGUCGAGGACAGAGUCGCUCCAGCAUGAUGGAGACCGCAGACGUGAGAAGAGUAGGCAGAGGUGUUCCGGUGUCCAGUCGUGUGUCCACGAAGAUCCAGCAGCUGCUUAACACACUGAAACGACCCAAACGGCCGCCACUCAGCGAGUUCUUCAUGGAUGACCAAGAGGAGAUUGUGGAAGUUCCUCAGGUAGAUCCUAACACCCCUCGGCCAGAAGGCCGGCAGAUAAUCCCAGUGAAGGGGGAGCCAUUGGGUGUGGUCAGUAACUGGCCUCCUGCCCUUCAGGCAGCAUUAGCUCGAUGGGGCGCCACACAGGGCAAAAGUCCAGCCCUCACAGCUCUUGAUAUCACGGGGAAACCACUCUAUACACUUACAUACGGGAAACUUUGGAGUCGUAGUGUGAAGCUGGCCUACACUCUCCUCAACAAAUUGGGAACCAAAAAUGAGCAGAUCCUCAAACCAGGCGACAGGGUGGCGCUGGUGUAUCCCAACAGUGACCCUGGUAUGUUCUGGGUUGCGUUUUAUGGCUGUUUGUUGGCUGAAGUCAUUCCUGUGCCCAUCGAGGUUCCACUAUCACGAAAGGAUGCUGGAAGCAGUCAGGUUGGAUUUUUGUUGGGUAGCUGUGGGGUGGGUCUGGCUUUGACAAGUGAGAUCUGUUUGAAGGGUUUACCCAAAAUACCCACCGGAGAAAUAUUGCAGUUUAAAGGCUGGCCCAGGUUAAAGUGGGUGGUGACGGACUCCAAAUACCUCACCAAGCCUUCGAAAGACUGGCAGCCACAUAUUCCAACAGCCAACACGGACACUGCUUAUAUAGAGUAUAAGGCCAGUAAAGAAGGCACAGUGAUGGGUGUUGCAGUGUCAAAGGUUGCAUUGUUAACACAUUGCCAGGCACUCACUCAGGCCUGUAACUACUGUGAGGGUGAGACACUGGUGAAUGUUUUGGACUUUAAGAAGGACAUGGGUUUGUGGCAUGGAGUUCUCACGAGUGUGAUGAACAGAAUCCACACUAUCAGUGUUCCGUAUGCAGUAAUGAAGGCCUGUCCACUCUCCUGGGUUCAACGAGUUCACAUACACAAAGCGCGGGUGGCAUUGGUGAAGUGCCGUGACCUGCACUGGGCGAUGAUGGCUAACAGAGAUCAGAGAGAAACCAGUCUGGCCUCCUUGCGCAUGCUAAUUGUUGCUGAUGGAGCCAAUCCUUGGUCGGUGUCAUCAUGUGAUGCAUUUUUGAAUGUAUUCCAGGCUCAUGGCCUGAAGCCAGAGGUCAUCUGCCCAUGUGCUACAUCACCUGAGGCCAUGACAGUUGCCAUACGCAGGUUGUGUAUUUUUGAUUUACUUGCUGCCCAUCUUGGCCAGGACACUCCUGUAAAAGAGAUUUCUAAUAAGCCUGGGGUCCCCGGAGCUCCUCUUCCAGCGAGAGCCAUCCUUUCAAUGACUGGACUUAGUCAUGGGGUCAUCAGGGUCAACACUGAAGACAAGAACUCUGCUCUCACUGUACAGGACGUGGGACAUGUAAUGCCUGGAGCAUUGAUGUGUAUUGUGAAACCGGAUGGGCCACCCAUGCUGUGUAAGACUGAUGAGAUUGGAGAGAUCGUUGUAAACUCUCGUGCCGGAGGAAACAUGUACUACGGUCUGCCUGGAGUCACCAAAAACACUUUUGAGGUUAUCCCAGUCAAUGCUAGUGGUGCUCCUAUUGGUGAAAUCCCAUUUGUGCGAUCGGGAUUAUUGGGGUUUGUUGGACCGGGUAGUUUGAUAUUUGUGGUGGGUAAGAAUGAGGGCUUGUUAAUGGUUAGUGGUCGUCGUCACAAUGCUGAUGAUCUGGUAGCAACAGCGCUAGCGGUGGAACCAGUCAAAACUGUGUACAGAGGGAGGAUUGCUGUGUUCUCAGUCACUGUGUUUUAUGAUGAGAGGAUAGUCAUCGUAGCAGAGCAGAGGCCUGAUGCCAGUGAGGAGGACAGCUUUCAGUGGAUGAGUCGGGUUCUGCAGGCCAUCGACAGUAUUCAUCAGGUGGGAUUGUAUUGUCUCGCCCUGGUUCCUGCCAACACCCUGCCCAAAACUCCCCUGGGGGGCAUUCACAUCUCAGACACUAAACAGCUCUUCCUGGAGGGGGCGUUGCACCCUUGCAACAUCCUUAUGUGCCCCCACACCUGCGUCACCAACAUGCCCAAGCCACGUCAAAAACAACCAGUUGGUGUCGGCCCUGCCUCCAUCAUGGUGGGUAAUUUGGUUGCUGGGAAAAGAAUCGCACAGGCUGCAGGCAGAGAUCUGGGACUGAUAGAAGACCAAGACCUGAUCAGAAAGUUGCAUUGGACUUCUUCUCCAAAAGCACACAAGAAAGAACUGUGCAUGUGGCCUACGAUGAUGCAUCAGUUCCUUACAGAGGCUUUACAGUGGAGAGCGCAAACAGACCCUGACCACACACUCUAUGUGCUAUUGAAUGCAAAGGGAGUGGCAGUGUGUACAGCUACAUGUGUUCAGCUUCAUAAAAGAGCAGAGAAGAUUGCUGCUGCUCUCAUGGAGAGAAGUGGUAUCAACAUCGGAGAGAAUGUGGUGCUUUUGUAUCCACCAGGUAUAGAUCUGAUUGCAGCAUUUUAUGGAUGUUUGUAUGCUGGUUGUAUUCCUGUCACCGUGAGGCCUCCACACCCACAGAACCUCUCUGCUACUCUGCCCACUGUCCGCAUGAUUAUUGAUGUCAGUAAGGCUGCCUGCAUUCUCACUACUCAGGUUUUAAUGAAAAUUCUUAGAUCUAAAGAAGCAGCAGCCUCUGUCAACAUAAAAACAUGGCCCAUCAUAAUUGACACAGAUGACUUGCCUCGUAAACGGCCUCCCACAAUCUACAAACCACCCAAUGCUGAGAUGAUCGCCUACCUGGACUUCAGUGUCUCGACCACAGGCAUGCUUACAGGGGUAAAGAUCUCUCAUGUGGCGGUGAGUGCUCUGUGUCGAUCUAUAAAGCUUCAGUGUGAGCUCUACUCCUCUCGCCAGAUCGCCAUCUGCCUCGACCCCUACUGCGGACUUGGUUUUGUGCUAUGGUGCCUUGCGAGUGUAUACUCGGGUCACCAAUCUAUACUGAUUCCUCCAUUGGAGCUGGAGAGUUCCCUGACCCUGUGGCUGGGCACGCUCAGUCAGUACCGCAUCAGAGACACCUUCUGCUCCUACUCUGUCAUGGAGCUCUGCACCAAGGGCCUGGGUGGACAAACUGAGCUGCUGAAGGCACGUGGUGUGAAUCUGGCGUGUGUCAGGAGCUGUGUAGUGAUUGCUGAGGAGCGUCCACGGUUGGCUCUCACACACUCAUUCUCCAAACUCUUUAAAGACCUUGGGCUCUCCAUGCGGGCUGUCAGCACCGCGUUUGGAUCGAGAGUUAACCUGGCCAUCUGCCUACAGGGUACCACUGGACCAGACUCCUCAACUGUAUAUGUGGACAUGAAGUCCCUUCGACAUGACAGGGUGAGGUUAGUAGAGCGAGGAGCACCACAGUCUCUUCCUCUCAUGGAGUCUGGAACAAUUCUCCCGGGUGUGAGAGUGAUUAUAGUCAACCCAGAAACUAGAGGACCGCUAGGAGACUCUCAUCUGGGAGAGAUUUGGGUAAACAGUCCCCACAAUGCAACAGGAUACUAUACUAUAUACGGAGAGGAAAAUCUGCAGGCCGAUCACUUUAACACUAAGCUGAGCUUCGGAGAUCCACAAACACUCUGGGCUAGAACUGGAUACCUGGGAUUUGUCAAGAGAACUGAACUCACAGACUCAAGUGGAGAUCGCCACGAUGCCCUGUUUGUGGUGGGCUCUCUGGAUGAGACUUUAGAACUGAGAGGUCUUCGAUAUCACCCCAUUGACAUUGAGACCAGUGUGUCACGUGCCCACCGCAGCAUUGGCGAGAGUGCUGUGUUCACCUGGACAAAUCUGCUGGUGGUGGUGGCUGAACUCUGUGGAUCAGAGCAGGAUGCAUUAGACCUGGUUCCUCUGGUAACCAAUGUUGUAUUAGAGGAGCAUCAUCUAAUUGUGGGUGUGGUGGUUAUUGUUGACCCUGGGGUCAUCCCCAUCAACUCAAGAGGAGAGAAGCAACGAAUGCACUUGAGAGACUCCUUCCUAGCAGAUCAGUUGGACCCCAUAUACGUAGCAUACAACAUGUGAGACAAGUUAUGGGCAAGCCAGUGGCCUCACAGAGAGGUGCUAUGGAGCCUGGCUUCAGAAUCUGUUACUUUAAGGCACACUGGGUUUGCGUUGUAAAUGGUUUGGAUAGAUAUGGCCAUUUUUCUUCAGGGGCAUGGUGUUAACCGAAACCGUGUUCGAUGACUGUCUUUUCCACCAUUGGGCCGAUUGGAUCUCAAUGCAGAACCGUGCCGGUCUGUACCGAUCCAGACAGUUCUAUUGACUUUUUUCCCAUUAGAAUGGACUGACUGGGCAAGUGACCAAUCGAGAGCUGCUUCAUCACUAAAGGCCACCACGGUUCUGUCCUUUUAUUUUUUUCUCCCUUUUUCACCCAAUUUGGAAUGCCCAAUUCCCAGUGCGCUUUUAAAUCCUCGUGGUCGCAUAAUGAUUCGCCUCAAUCUGGGUGGCGGAGGAUGAAUCCCAGUUGCCUCCGCGUCUGAGACCAUCAACCCGCGCAUCUUAUCACGUGGCUUGUUGAGCGUGUUGCCACGGAGACAUAGCUUCACGCCAUCCACUGCGGCAUCCGCGCUCAACUCACCAUGCGCCCCACCGAGAACGAACCACAUUAUAGCGACCACGAGGAGGUUACCCCAUGUGACUCUACCCUCCCUAGCAACCGGGCCAAUUUGGUUGCUUAGGAGACCUGGCUGGAAUCACUCAGCAUGCCCUGGGAUUAGUGAACUCCAGGGGUGGUAGUCAGCGUCUUUUACCACUGAGCUACCCAGGCCCCCGGUUCUCAGUCCUUAGUACAGUUAGCUGACCAUGCUAAGAAAUAUGGGCUGGGAAGGGUUUGUAAUCAUACUGUACUGAACCAUGCUCGAGUGGAAAUGCUACUGGCAAGUCACCAUGAAUCAUAGCUAAAAAUAGGCAGGUAAUCCAUUUGACCGGUAUAUUUAAACCAGUAUCCAUACUUCUUUAAUAUCGGGUCUACCGAUUAAUGGCACUCUUUGGUGGGUCUCUAAAAAUGGCUUUACACCACUGUGAAACAGUUACCUGUGAUCACAUGUAAAGUAAAUUAGCCUACUUAAUGUUUGUUUGCAAACAUUGCCCAACUUUUUAAAUAACAGCCAGUCUUAUUAUUGUAGUCUAAUGAUAAUUUAGUGUCAAAGAGCAAAAUAAAAAAAAAAUAUAUAAAAAAUAGGUUCUAAAAUAUCAUUAUCAGACACUUAAACAUAAAAAUAACCUGUAACAUAUAGUGCCGAUACUCUAGACUAGAGAGUCGCGAUGACAGUUUUAACAGUGCUAUGGACCGAGGUGAGUUACGUUGAUUUCAUUAACUACUUUGAGUUGUUAAGACAGCCAACAACUGCGCAAGUUGAGCCUGAACUAAUUUUUACUCCAACUUACAUUUUAAAUGGUUGUUGUUCUCCAUCUGGAAUGCUCAUAUUGGUAGUUUUUACAUUGCUUUUAAACAUUGCCGAAAAACAGUCCAGCGGCAAUCAGAAUCAUCAUGGCGGCGCCCAGUGGUUAUUCAGAAAAACUGUGGAUUUUAGCUCUGUCUGUAUUACUUUAAAAACAUAAAUAGCUUAAAUCCACAGUUUGGAAGUUUUUUAGUGAUUAUGAAUAUUUCCUCAGAACUGAUGUGCAACUGACCACCUCAACAGAAAUUAACCCUAUCUAUGGUACUGUGUUAUAGGGCUGUUUUGAGCCCUGUGGCCAUUUGUCAUUUAUCAGAUGCUUUUUAUCCAAAGCAGCUUAAAGUACACUUAAUACAGGGACAGUGGCUUCAGAAAUGGGGUUAAGUGCCUUGCUCAAGGGCAGUAUGGUGAUAGGACAUCUUUGGAACACUGUAGUUCAUUAAAUGCUCUUACCCUGGUUUACACUGAUCAUUUCAUUGUCAGUCAGGGUGGGGGCUCGAGGCAAAUCUGGGGGGCCCCUAACCACCCCCCACCCCCAAGACCCGAUCAUGUCACAAAGCAAACAGAAUACAAAAACUGAGGCAUCGCUCUAUUUUUCCUCUCAACUAAAGGUGCUUUUACACAUCAGGACAAGCCAUUUAAACCUCUAAAUGGCAAAAAAAAAAAAAAAGCAAAACCGUUAACUGUAAAAUAACAUGACUCUUGUGUACAAGCUAGCCCCCCAUGAACACCCAGCUGUACAAAGGCAUAGAUUUUACAUGCUUGGCAAAAGGAUUAAAGGACAGUUGCUGUCUCUUGUACUGUAGACAUUUUACCAGGAAUGACUAACUUCUUGUAAAUCAUAAAUAAUUGUAAAUAAUUGCUCAUGUACAGAUAAGAAAUUCUACCGUACUGUAUGUUAGUUGCUGUAUUCUGUCAGAAUUUUGGAUUAAUAUGAAUAUUAACUACUGUCACUGACAUCCCUUCGUAGCUGAGCGGGGGUAUAAAGUUUAAGACUAAUUGUAAAUAGCUUGCUUGAUUUCUGUUUGUUCUUUUAUGGUUUAAAAAGGAAUGUGAUGGGCUGAAAUCUGUGUGAAGUUCUGUCUGUUAUGCAUUUCUGUUUAGAAUUCAGAUUCAGAAAAUCUUACAGUAUGUAAAGCCUUUACGAUGUAAGCAUGACACAGUCAAGCACUGUGAAGGCUUGGAAGAGACUAUUUUCAAAGUCCUCACAACUGAUCACACAGUAUGAUAGUCAAACCUCGUUCAUUAAAAGGGGUUGUGUAUGUGUGUUUAUCUAUGCUUAGAGUCCACAGUGUCAAGUGUGUGCAUUGAUAGCUCACAGUUAUACUUACUGGAAACAAGUUUAUAACCGUGAGAACACAGUUGAAAGGCCAAUUCAGAUACACUGUCAUUAUAUUUAUUCUCUCAUUCUUACUCUCAUAAAGGUAUCAGAGUUGAGUUCAUAUGAAAGCACAAGUGAGUGAAUGAGUGAAUUUUACAUGGGACAUUCAGGGAAACAGUGCUUUCAAGGACAGAGAGGAUAUUCAUAUAUAAAUAUUCACUUUAAUGUUUGUAAUGCUUUUUGUUCCUUAAAGAAAACAAUUUAGUUGUCAUUUAGAAGUGUUAACCUAGUCUCGUUAACCAAAUUAUGGGAAAGACAGGAAACAAAAAGACAUAAUUAGUUCAGUUUAUUGAAAAUCUGAGAUGCCAGCUAAGUGCUGGGACCACAAGAAAUGUUUCACACACUAUGCAACCAGCUGCAGUCACAUUCCAAAGUACACAUUUGGCAGACACACACACGCUCUGCACUAUGAAGAGAAAAUGAACAAUUUAUUUACUUGCAAAGUAGUACAGAAUAAAAUGGAAACAUGCAAGAGGAACUUGACUUUAUUGUUUAGACAAUUCAUAUUACUCUUGUGUUGACAAAACCUUUCCUAGUUUUGUUUAAUUCUCAUAAUAUUAAUAAUAGCAGUUUGGCAAUUAUGUAUUUUCAAGAAACUGAUACUUCACAAUUUUAGUCAUUCAUGGAUAUAAAUGAAAGUCAUGAUUAUGCAAGCAAGCAUUUCCCUAUCGAUUCACAUGUUUCUUUUUUUGUACAUUGGUUACUGUUUUAUACUUCAGUGAAAAAAAAAACUAAAAAAAUAAUAAAAUGCUUUUAUUUUGCAUCUCUGAAAAGGUA